Molecule: messenger RNA, 7142 nt
Organism: Zootoca vivipara (common lizard)
Lineage: Eukaryota; Metazoa; Chordata; Lepidosauria; Squamata; Lacertidae
Source: RefSeq, a predicted model, not a curated record
CCCUCCCCAGUCCUCCUUUCCUGCUUUGGUGUCUCCUGCAAGGGCUGCAUCGCUGUCCCCUCGUUCCCGGGAUGAUCUGCACCUCUCAUCACAGGCAGAACUUGGCAGAAGACCAAAGGGUUCCUUCCAAUCUCUCAGAGGCUUCCUGAGACCACAGAUGGAUGAACAAGACCUAGUUGGCCCUGGAGCAGGAAGAGGCCAUGACAUCCAAACUGGGAGCAGUGGGGGAUUCUGGGAAAACCCAGUGCAGAAGAUCCUGGGUGAGGAGGACACCCUCCGCUCAGAGGUGCAGAGCCAGCAGUUGAGGCAGUUCUGCUGCCAGGAGGCCAAAGGACCCCGAGAGGUUUGCAGCCGACUCUACCACUUUUGUCGUCAAUGGCUGAAGCCAGAAAGGCACACGAAAGCUGAGAUGCUGGACCUGGUGAUCUUGGAGCAAUUCCUGGCUGUCCUUCCACUGGAGAUGGAGAGCUGGGUGAGGGAAUGCGGAGCGGAGACCAGCUCCCAGGCGGUGGCCCUGGCCGAAGGUUUCCUCCUGAGUCAGGCAGAGGAGAGAAAGCAGGAACAGAGAAAGCAGGAAAAUGAUCAUUUUGCAGAAAUGAACCUGAAUUCCUGUGAGGCAGAGAGGCCUCCAUUGGACACCAGAGAGAGGCCACUGGGUGACAGAAUGACGCUGUCAAUACCUCCCUAUCCACCUCUUCAUGGGGGCAGAGGGGAAACAGUGGCUGUGGAACCAGAUCAGGGUCCAGUGUGCUUUGAGGACAUCACUGUUCAUUUCACAGAGGAGGAGUGGGCGUUGCUGGAUCCUGACCAGAGAGCUCUGCAUAAGGACGUCAUGGAGGAGAAUUGUGGGAUUGUGGCCUCUCUUGAUAGUGAUGUACUGGAAAUCAAGAACAAGGGUGACCAUGACAAAAUCCCCACAAUGGAGAAGCCGUAUCAAUAUCUUAAAUGUGGAAAAGUUUCUCGUUACACUCCCCAUCCAGGAAAUCCCAUUGGGAAGAAACCCUAUCAGUGCAUGGAAUGUGGAAAGAGUUUUAGUACGAGCUCCAAUCUCACUUCCCAUCAAAGAAUUCAUACAGGGGAGAAACCGUAUCAAUGCAGGGAAUGUGGAAAGAGCUUCAGUCACAACCACAGUCUCACUUCCCAUCAGAGAAUUCAUACAGGGGAGAAACCCUAUCAGUGUGUGGAAUGUGGAAAGAGCUUCAGUCACAGUCACAGUCUCAGUUCCCAUCAAAGAAUUCAUACAGGGGAGAAACCCUAUCAGUGUGUGGAAUGUGGAAAGAGCUUUAGUCAAAGCCACAGUCUCACGUCCCAUCAAAGAAUUCAUACAGGGGAGAAACCCUAUCAGUGCGUGGAAUGUGGAAAGAGCUUCACUGAUAAGUCUUCUCUCAAUUCCCAUCAAAGAAUUCAUACAGGGGAGAAACCCUAUCAGUGUGUGGAAUGUGGAAAGAGCUUCACUGAUAGCUCCAAUCUCACUUCCCAUCAAAGAAUUCAUACAGGGGAGAAACCCUAUCAGUGCUUGGAAUGUGGAAAAAUCUUCAGCACCAGCUCCUCUCUGAACUCCCAUCAGAAAAUUCAUACAGGGGAGAAACCAUAUCAGUGCUUGGAAUGUGGAAAAGGCUUCAGUACAAGCUCCCAUCUCACUUCCCACCAAAGAAUUCAUACAGGGGAGAAACCCUAUAAGUGCUUAGAAUGUGGGAAAAGCUUCAGUACGAGCUCCCAUCUCACUUCCCAUCAAAUCAUUCAUACAGGGGAGAAACCCUAUCAGUGCAUUGAAUGUGGAAAGAGCUUCAGUCAGAACUCCAAUCUCACCUCCCACCAAAGAAUUCAUACAGGGGAGAAACCACAUCAGUGUGUGGAAUGUGGUAAGAGCUUCAGUUACAGCUUCUCUCUCACUUCCCAUCAAAGAAUUCAUACAGGGGAGAAACCAUAUCAGUGUGGGGAAUGUGGAAAGAGCUUUAGUCAGAGUGGCCACCUCGCCUCACACCAAAGAAUUCAUACAGGGGAGAAACCCUUUCAGUCAUAUCAGUGUGUGAAAUGUGGAAAGAGCUUCAGUACGAACUCCUCUCUGAGUUCCCAUCAGAGAAUUCAUACAGGAAAGAAACCCUAUCAGUGCUUGGAAUGUGGAAAGAGCUUCAGUCGGAGCUCUGACCUCACUUCCCAUCAAAGAAUUCAUACAGGGGAGAAACCCUAUCAGUGUGUGAAAUGUGGAAAGAGCUUCAGGAAGAGCUCCCAACUCUCUUCCCAUCAAAGAAUUCAUACAGGGGAAAAACCUUAUCAAUGCUGGGAAUGUGGAAAGAGCUUUAGUCAGCGUGGCAAUCUCACUUCCCAUCAAAAAAUUCAUACAGCAGAGAAACCCUAUCAGUGUGUGGAAUGUGGAAAGAGCUUCAGUACGAGCGCCCAUCUCACUUCCCAUCAAAGAAUUCAUACAGGGGAGAAACCCUAUCAAUGUGUGGAAUGUGGAAAGAGCUUCAGUUACAGCUUCUCUCUCACUUUCCAUCAAAGAAUUCAUACAGGUGAGAAGCCCUAUCAGUGUAUGGAAUGUGGAAAGAGCUUCAGUACGAGCGCCCAUCUCACUUCCCAUCAAAGAAUUCAUACAGGGGAGAAGCCCUAUCAGUGUAUGGAAUGCGGAAAGAGCUUCAGUACGAGCUCCUAUCUCACUUCCCAUAAACGAAUUCAUACAGGGGAGAAACCAUAUAAAUGCAUAGAAUGUGGAAAGAGCUUCAAUGACAAGGCCAAUCUCAAUUCCCAUCAAAGAAUUCAUACAGGGGAGAAACCCUAUCAGUGUGUGGAAUGUGGAAAGAGCUUCAGUCAGUACUCCAAUCUCACUUCCCACCAAAGAAUUCAUACAGGGAGAAACCCUAUCAGUGUAGAGAAACCAUAUAAUUGCUUGGUAUGUGAAAAGAGCUUCAGUAACAGCUCCUCUCUCACUUCCCAUCAAAGAAUUCAUACAGGGGAGAAACCCUAUCAGUGCAGGGAAUGUGGAAGGAGAUUUAGUCAGAGUGGCCAUCUCACAUCCCAUGAAAGAAUUCAUACUGGCGAGAAACCCUAUCAGUGUGCGGAAUGUGGAAAGAGCUUCAAUACGAGCUCCCUUCUCACUUCCCAUCAAAGAAUUCAUACAGGGGAAAAACCCUAUCAGUGUGUGGAAUGUGGAAAGAGCUUCAGUAACAGCUUCUCUCUCACUUCCCAUCAAAGAAUUCAUACAGGGGAGAAACCCUAUCAAUGCAUGGAAUGUGGAAAGAGUUUUAGUCAGCGUGGCCAUCUCACUUCCCAUCAAAGAAUUCAUACAGGCGAGAAACCCUAUCAAUGUUUGGAAUGUGGAAAGAGCUUCAGUUUGAGCUCCUAUCUCACUUCCCAUCAAAGAAUUCAUACAGGGGAGAAACCCUAUCAGUGUCUGGAAUGUGGAAAGAGCUUCAGUCAGGGCUCCUCUCUCACUUCUCAUCAAAGAAUUCAUACAGGGGAGAAACCCUAUCAGUGCAUGGAAUGUGGAAAGAGCUUCAGUUGGAGCACCGAUCUCACUUCCCACCAAAGAAUUCAUACAGGCCAGAAACCCUAUCAAUGUUUGGAAUGUGGAAAGAGCUUCAGUUUGAGCUCCUAUCUCACUUCCCAUCAAAGAAUUCAUACAGGGGAGAAACCUUAUAAGUGCUUGGAAUGUGGAAAGAGCUUCAGGAAGAGCUCCCAUCUCACUUCUCACCAAAUAAUUCAUACAGGGGAGAAACCCUAUCAGUGUGUGGAAUGUGGGAAGAGCUUCAGUACGAGCUCCUAUCUCACUUUCCAUCAAAGAAUUCAUACAGAGGCGAAACCCUUCCUUAUAUAGCAUUAGGAGCCAGGCAAAUCUGCAUCUUUUUAACCAGGCCUUUGGCUGAUUGACAUCUAAUGCCCUUUUAAAAUGUGGUGGGGAUGGGGGUUACAUAUGAGUAUUUUGGGUUUUUAUAUUGUGCGUUUAUGUUGUAACCAUCUUGAGACCUGUGGGUGUAGGGAAUAGGAGCCAAAUAAAAUAAUAAUAAAUAAUAAUAAUAAUAAUAAUAAUAAUAAUAAUAUUUAUUUAUACCCCACCACCCUCCCUGGCCAAGACCGGGCUCAGGGCGGCUAACACCAGGUAUAAAAACAAUUGAUCAAAAUACAACUUAAAAACAGGAUUUAAAUAUAACAUAAAAAGCAGCCUCAUUUUAGUGGAAACCCAGAUCAAACACUGUUUUGGGGGGGAGAAAACGUCAAAUCUUCACCAAUGCCAACUAUCCAUACUGGUCCUACAUGGGCCAGAAAAAAGUCUGGGAAGUCCGCAAAUAGGGUUCAAUCACAGAAGGAAAAGGAAAGAGGGGAAGGGGAUCAGGCUGAUUCUAGGCCAAAGGCCAGGUGGAACAACUCUGUCUUACAGGCCCUGUGGAAAGAAAUCAGAUCCCGCAGGCCCCUGGUCUCAUGAAACAGAGCGUUCCACCAGGCCGGAGCCAGUGUUGAAAAGGCCCUGGCCCUGGUUGAGGCUAAUCUGACUUCCUUAGGGUGCGGGACCUCUACAGUGUUGCUAUUUAUGGACCUUAAGGUCAUCUGCGGGCCAUACCAGGAGAGGCGGUCCUGUAGGUAUGAGGGUCCUAGGCCGGAAAGGGCUUUAAAGGUCAAAACCAGCACCUUAAACCUGACCCUGUACUCCACCGGGAGCCAGUGCAGCUGGUAAAGCACUAGAUGAAUGUGGUCCCAUGGCAGGGACCCCGUGAGGAGCCUCACCACAGCAUUCUGCACCCUCUGGAGUUUCUGGGACAACUUCUUAGAGGCCAAUGUGUCUUUGCCCCCCAAUAAGAUAUUUGAGGGGCCACCCCCCAGUUGAUAGGAAUCGCCAUUCCAAUGGUGUGCAUGCAUCAUGUGAUUGAUUGUGCAAAGCGGGCCUUACCUUGCCCCCCACCAAUAUUAUAUUCAAGUCGGCACCACUGGGUCGGGUGGUAUUCAAAUUAAAUAAAUACAUAAAUCACCUUCCUUUGCACCUGUUCCCCCUUGUCAAUAUCCUUAUAUAUUAUCAUUUUUAAAAUUUAUGUGCCCUUCAUUUGAGGAUUUCACAACAUAAACAUACAGGAUGUAAGCAUGGCUUUCUCAAAAACACGUCAUGCCAGAAAAACCUCUCUUUUUCUUUUCUUUUCCUUUGGAUGGAGUUACAAACUUCAUUGAUCAGGGGACUGCUGUGGAAAUAGUGCAUCUUGAUUUCAGUAUGGCUUUUGGCAAAUUCCAAUGUGAUAUUUAUGUGAAGAAGGUGGUAAAAUGUGGGCUGAAUGAGGUAACUGUUAGCUAGUAUUGACUGACCGAACCCAAAGAGGACUCCUUCAUGGUUCCUCAUCAUCCUGGGGGAAAGUGACAAGAGGGGUGCUUCAGGGUUCUGUCCUGGGCCCGUUGUUGUUCAACGUCUUUAUAAAUGACUUGGAUGAAGGAACUGCUCAUCACAUUUUCAGGCAUCCCCUGCUGUGAUCGCCUGCAGGUCCCAUCCCUGCCUCUCUCCAUCUGGUCCAGGACAGGACCUGAGAGGCCUCUUAAGGACAGCUGCUGCUGCUGCUGUUGUUGCCCAGGAGAACUCAGAACAGCACAGUUUUCUUUCCUAAAAUAUUUUCAAAAUUGCUCUUUUACCUUUUUAAAUUCUUUUUGGCAUUGGUGGGCAGGAUGGAUGUUUAGUUGGGGUUGGAAUUUGUUUAAUUUUGGUAUUUUUGUAACUUGUAUUUGGUUUUUAUUGUUUUAUUGGGGGUUUUUGUAUAGGUUUUUGUUUUGUUUUUAAGGGGAGGGGUCAGGGCUGCCUGGGAGUGGGUCCCAUCCAACAGAAUGGCUGGGGCAGGUUCCACAGGGAGGCAUGCACUGGGACACCCGAUCUCAGUGAUCACGGGUAGGAGGAGGAGUUACACUAAGGGCAGACCAUGUCAUUACUGAGGAGGCAGAUUUAGUCGUUGUUUGCGGACUAUCCCUGCCUCCGGGUCUGGUCUUGACCGGAAGGAUAUUGGAAUCAGCAAGGGAUACCCACACGACCUGAAGGUACUGCUGUGCAAUGCCAGGUCAAUGAUGAAUAAGACCACUGCCAUCCAUGACUUGAUCGUGGAUGGAGAACUUGACCUGGCGUGUGUAACGGAGACUCAGUUGGAUGAAGCAGAUGGGUCUGUCUCUAGCACACAGCAACUCGGGUCAUGUGAGCAGGCGGGGGGGGGGGGUUUACAGUGAUUUUUAGGAAGUCCUUAGUUUGCACCAGGCGUCCUAUUGGGAAGACCCAGUUCUCUGAGUGCAUGUUCUGGAAGUUGGGCAAUAGGGGCAGUACAGGAUUACUUCUGGUGAACCGACCUCCCCGCUGCACCAAGGAUUCCCUGCCCGAGCUGCUUCAGAUUGUGGCAGAUGUUCCCCUGGAGACUGUUGGGAGAGUCAUUCCCUGUGUGCAGUCAUAGGUUUAUUGUGUAUCAUAUGACUGUAUGUGUUUUCAUUCCACAGAGUGGAAGUGACGUAGACAGGAUGUUUGUCUUUCUUGUUCCUGAGGUGGAACUAAUGUUCUUUUCUCUGCUGGAUGAUGCUAGAGAGAGAGGGAGCCAUGUUCCGUGCUCCGUGUCUGUUUAUGUGUAAAUAAACUAGCUUAGCCAGAAUGCCCAGUUGCUGUGGUCUGUUACGCAACUAUGCAAGUAUCUGCAGAUGCUAAGAGUGUGUUGAUGUACUCCCGCAUCAAUCACUGGAAGUCCGGGGGCUGAGGAAGGCUCGGAAGCUGCUGAACGUGCGCCCAGGAAACAGGGAACAUGCCAGUCGGGUGUGUGUCUCUGCCAGGGGUCUCCUUGUCUUCUUGUGAGUAGGACCUUUUCCUGACAGAGACAACUAGUUUUGUUGUUCUGGAGGAUUUUAACAUCCACACCAACAUGACUUUACAAGGGGCUGAGGGCCUUGUGGCUAUUCCCUUUCUGCAAGAAGUGAGGUUACAGGGAACUAGGAAGAGGGCCUUCUUGGUAGCAGCACCCGCCCUGUGGAAUGCCCUCCCACCAGAUGUCAAAGAAAAAAAAACAACUACCAGACUUUUAGAAGACAUCUGAAGGCAGCCCUGUUUAGGGAAGCUUUUAAUAUUUGAUGGACUAUUGUAUUUUAAUAAUUUUUUGGAAGCCACGCAGAGUGGCUGAGGAAACCCAGCCAGAUGGGCGGAGUAUUAU